AUGCUCUACAAAGCCGCGAUUGGGAUGUCGCAGCCUAAAGAGAGCGGCAUUCUCUUUGACGGCUCCACGUUGUCGAUCCAGGGCGCAUUAUUGGAUUCAAUUAGCAAAAGUGUACUCGAAAUGCCAAAGGGGACAUUUGAACUGUCGAAUAGCCAGUGGCUUAUCGAUGUCCUGAUUCCAUGGAUUAAAACCACGAGAGAUGCUUUGACAGAUACGGCUAUCUACAAGGAAAUCCCUUAUCAAGGCUUUCAACUUCCAAUAGUCGAGGACAUCAGAGACACUUUAGGAGACCCAUCUGUUCAAAAGGACCUCGCCCGACAAACCUCCGAAGUGAUUGCCAUACUCCGCACCGCAGUCGCAGAUCGCCGAAAACCAAUGCCAUGGACGCAAGUCCCAAGCCGUCGACUGAACCAAGUAGAGGACGCGAUUGCUCUCAGUGAGAUAUCCGCCUCUAUCCUUACCAACAAGGCCCCUAACCACAUGUCUAAGGCCGCUUCUGAAUCCAUCAACGAGCUACGGAACGAUGGAUUCUUUUUACUCUGGCGAAUGUUCGUGACUGAGAAUGGCUAUCUGGGCCUGACACGACUAGGAGUCCAGACGGGAGAUAUUGUGUGCUUGUUCCCGAACGCUAGCACGCCUUAUGUGCUGCACCCGUUCGAGGUGAAUGAGAAUGGUACAGUACAGAAUUAUCGGCUUGUUGGUGACGCAUAUGUACAUGGGAUCAUGGACGGAGAAUAUACCCCUUCUGAUGCCGCAUAUAGAGUAUUUGAUAUCGUUUGA
Messenger RNA from Bacidia gigantensis, 780 nucleotides. RefSeq lists its product as uncharacterized. NCBI's taxonomy places the organism in Eukaryota, Fungi, Ascomycota, Lecanoromycetes, Lecanorales, Ramalinaceae. The transcript has a single exon. Bases 1 to 780 code for a protein of 259 amino acids. The record is from RefSeq and is a predicted model, not a curated record.